Colletotrichum karsti is the source of this 1347-nucleotide messenger RNA. RefSeq names its product phosphatidylethanolamine-binding protein. The transcript is spliced from 2 exons. Lineage: Eukaryota; Fungi; Ascomycota; Sordariomycetes; Glomerellales; Glomerellaceae. The record is from RefSeq and is a predicted model, not a curated record. The coding region runs from base 1 to 1347 and encodes 448 amino acids.
AUGUCAUCGUCGUGUAGGCAGGCCGUCCGGCCGCUGCGGCGAUGCCUCAACGGCGCCACCACGACAACGCUGCCGAUACGAAGGAGCAUCUCGACGACACCGGCCCCCGCCGCGCAGGUGCAUAAGGUGGUCUACACAAGACCCGAGGAGACGGAUCCCUUCGAGAUGGACCCGAACACAGCGGUAGCGCCUUGGGCCGAGAAAGAUCUCUGGAAAGCCGGAACGCCGCCCGUGGGUUCGCGACGUCGCCGUUACGCCAUUCGCACGAGCCAAAACCUCCCCUUCGAGCAGCUGCCGUAUCAGGCGUUCCAGGAGGCGCGCAAGAUUCUGGCGGCUGACCGCGAGGAGAAGCUGGCUGCUAUCGUUCGCGAGUCGGCCAAGAUCAAGAAGUUGGAGGGUCUCGAUGGGAAGGAUAUCAAGGGCGGAGAGAGGAUGCGCCAGAUGAAGCUGAGCAGUCUGCGCAAGCAUGUUGAGGAGCUCAAGAUUCUGGCGGAUAUCAAUGACCCGGCUGUGAAGAGGAGGUUUGAAGACGGACUCGGCGACAUGAGCAAGCCCAUCUACCGCUUCCUCGCCGAGCGCAAGUGGCGCAGCUACGAGGCGAAGCUGACCGAGCAGCGUAUCGAGCAAUUCAACAUCAUCCCCGACAUCCUCCCCAAGCUGACGCCCUCCUACGAUGUUCAACUCUGGUUCCGCCGCUCCAAGGUGCCUCCGGGCAAGGUCCUCCCCAGCAACGUCACCGAGGUACCCCCCAAGCUGCGCGUGACACCCUUCACCGCCGGCGAGCGCCUCGUGUCCAUCGUCAUCAUGGACUCGGACGUUCCCCAGAUCGAGACGGAUAACUUCAGCAAGCGCUGCCACUACCUCGCCGUCAACGUCCCCGUCUCCCCGACCGCCACCUCGAUCCCCCUCUCCAAGCUCCGCGACCCCUCUCAACUGGCCGUCCCCUACCUGCCCGCCUUCGCGCAAAAGGGCAGCCCGUACCACCGAUUGUCCAUCUUCAUUCUCGAGCAGGGCGACCAGCGCCUCGACGCUUCUAAGCUGAAGGAGCUGUACUCGGGCCGCGACGGCUUCUCGCUUAAGUCGUUCCGUGACAAGUUCAAGUUGAGCCCCGUGGGCUUCAACAUCUUCCGUACCGUAUGGGACGAGAAUACGGCCGGCGUGAUGGAGCGCGCGGGCAUGCCGGGAGCGGACAUCGAGUUCCGCCCGACGCGCGUGUACUCGCUCAAGCAGCCGAAGAAGGCGCGUGGUUGGGAGGCGAAGCGCCAGGGACCGAAGUACAAGCACCUGUGGAAGUACACCAAGCGUAUCAAGGGAUACUCCAACGCCAAGGGUCUUAUCAGGAAGUAG